UUGCGGCGUACAUCGCUCGACAAACUAAUAUCACGGAAGUAAUCGAAGCCCGAGUUAACUGACGGUGAUCGCGUAUUAACGUAUUCGAACGUGUAAAAAUACGGGAUCGCGUGACGUCUAUAGCCUUAACAAGAGUUAUAUGUAGAAGCUGAGUGCCCGAGUUCACAUUUUUCACGUCGUUCGACUGGAACGGAUCGGUCGAAAUCGAUCGAAACAUCGUCAAAGGACGAAAGGUGUGAAACGAGUCGAACGAAACAAAAAGGAAAGAAGAAAGAAAUAAAAGGGAUCGCCGCGAAACUUGUUCCCUCUACCGAGAACUAUCGUUUGAACGGACAAUUAACACGCGAUACACACGCGUUCCUUCUUUAUUUUUUUCUACGUUCGCGGAAUCAGUCUGUCGUCUGACGAUAAUCCUCGCGUCCCCUCGUACCGUUCCAAUUAACGUUCCAGUGAUAAACACGUGUCUCCGGGAGUGUAGGAAACGGCAAGAAAGGGCGACUGGGCAGGCAAAUUUGUUCGUUCAUGUCCCAGACGAUGUUCCUCUCGUUCGACAAGUGACAAGCUUUGACCAAGGGAACAUACACGCAUACGUAUAUAUAUAUAUAUAAAUAUACAUAUAUAUACAUACAUACACGCCACGUAUCGGUACAUUGGACUCCGUGAGCAUCGCGGAGAGAGUACAUGCAACGAUCAGGUGCGUUAUCGCGUGUGUCGCUUGAUCGUUUCUCUUACUAUGCACACUGAGAGGUACCCGAUUACUAUGAGAGAAUGAGCUGCACGGUGAAGAUUUCGUGUGGGAAGAACUGGAGCGGAUCGCAGCGAAGGAUCAACUCCCUCGCGGAGGAAACGACGUGUCCUACGGGUGGAAGCGCGAGCUGCGCCGGCCUAGCGGGCCAACCGACAGCCGUAGUGUCGACCACAGCCACCACGUCCACGUCGACCAUCACCAACACCGUCAAUCCGAGCACGCUGACCACCAGUAGUCAGAGGCUCGCGCCGUCGCGUCCUGUCAAGUCGAUCACCGCUAAAAAAGGGGAGGAUACCACGAAACUGCUCAAGUACAUCGACGAUAACGUCAUCGGCAAGAACGGCACGUUCUUCGGACCAUUCGGCCGCAGGAAAGUGGUCUACUGCGACUACACCGCCUCCGGAAGGUCACUGCAAUUUCUCGAGGAGUACAUCGCGAAGGAAGUGCUGCCAUAUUUGGGCGACACCCGAGCGUCCACCUCCAUCUGCAGCCUCCAAUCGUCUCUGUUCAGACACGAGGCCAGAGACAUCGUCCGACACGCGGUGGGAGCUGGAGAGCAGGAUGCGGUUCUUUUCACGGGUCAAGGCACGGCGGCUGCCCUCCGCGCGCUUCUGCGACACCUCGACCUCUCGAAAUCCACUGUGGUCUUCGUUGGACCGUUCGAGCAUCACGCGAAUCUCCGCCCUUGGCGGGAGCAUGGAGUCAGGAUAAUACGAGUGUCGGAGACCCGGGAGGGCUUCUUAGACUUGAACGAUCUCGAUCGAAGCUUGAUCAAGAUGCGAUCCGAGGGUGUUACGCAAAUGAUCGGAUGCUUCAGCGCUGCCAGUUGCAUAACCGGGGUUUUGGCAGAUGACGUCGCCACGACCCUCCUCCUCCAUCAGUAUGGGGCGCUCAGUAUCUGGGAUUACACCACAGCAGCCCCGUACGUACAGAUCGACAUGAACCCACAUCUGCCCGGCGUCGGUGAGACGACCGUGCACAAAGACGCGAUUAUUUUCGCCGGGCACAAGUUCAUCGGCGGUGUACAGUCACCCGGGGUGCUCGUGACCAAACGGUCCCUUCUCAAAGAUAAAAUUGCCACGGAGGACAUGAGGGACUCCCAUCACUACCACCGGGACGCGGAACUCCGCGAGGAGAGCGGCACCGCGGGUGUCGUGGAGGCCAUCAGAUGCGGACUCGCGGUUCAACUGAAGGAGAACGUGACGCCUCGAGCGAUCGUCGCUCGUCAAGAUAAGAUAUCGAGGCAAGUGUUGGCACACGUACGCACGAUUCCGGAACUGAUUCUGCUCGGCAGCGGCUCCCAGAAUGUCAAGAGGCUACCGAUCUUCUCGUUCAUGGUUCGUCACCCGCGCGGCACGUUCCUCCACCACAACUUCGUGUGCGCCGUGUUGAACGACGUGUUCGGUAUACAGGCGCGUGGCGGGUGCGCGUGUGCCGGCCGUUACGCUCACGACCUGAUGGGGAUCGACCAACGACUCGCCAAGGAAUACCAGAAAGCUUUGAUAGAGGGGGAGAGGAACGUGGAGAAGAACGAGGAGACGAACGCGGAGGGUUUGAGGCCCGGAUUCGCGAAACUGUCGUUCCCCUUCUUCAUGUCCGAGGCGGAGGUCGCGUUCGUUCUCGAGGCGUUGAAGAUGGUGGCGACGGAAGGGUGGAAAUUGUUGCCGCAGUACGUGUUGAACCCGGACACGGGGGAAUGGAGGCACCACACGAACAGCGUGUUCAAGGAGCGAAAGUGGCUGAGCACCAUCAGAUACACGGACGGGAAGAUGAACGCCUCCGAGAGGCGGGUGUCCGGAACGGGCGUACUUCCCCAGAACUACGGCGAUUGUCUGCAGACGGCGCGCAAUAUUUUCAACCGGGCUAGGAAAAUGGCGCAGAGGUAUCCGCUCCAGAUAGACCGUAGCUACAACUUCGUGUCGGAACGGUUCGAGUCCCUUCGAUGGUUCAUGCUGCCGAGCGAGGCGCAGGACCUUCUUCUGGGCAACUCGCAGAACGUGAAGCAAGACGUGCCUUUCAACCCGAUGCUGUCCUGGAGCAAGCACGGCCACCACACGCCCACCACCACCCACGACAGCUUGGUCAACUCCCUCGCCCUUGCCAACAGCAUCCGCCGACUGAACAGCGACAUCCCCCGGACGGGGAACGUGCCGAUCUCCCCCAACUCGCCGAGGCAUCGAAGCCUGCCCGCGUUGAGCUCGGCGAGGAAGACGCUGUUGAACGCGUCCUCGUCCUCCGGGGCGGGGAGCGGGAACGAGGAGGAGCCGCGCUCGAUCUCGGCCGAGCUCGAGUCGGCCAAGGGUCAGAGGUCGCCCGCCACUUGCCCGAGCUCGCCGACGCCCGUCAGAUUCGCGGUCGGCGAGGCCGUGACGCCGUCCGCCCUCGGCGCGAUGCCGUCCCACGCGGCCAACAGGCCGAUCAAGGAGCAAAGGGACCUGAUCGAGCCUUCGAACGCCGGCCGAGUGAGGUGCAACUCUCUGGGAAGCAGCGGGGGCGGCGGCGGUGGCGGAGGCGGAGGCGGUGGCGGCGGCGGCGGCGGCGGCGGUGGCGCCGCGGAUCCCGCCAAUCGAAACGUGGCCUCCUCCUCCUCCUCCCCGAUCCCCCCGCUGCCCCUCAGCCCGCAGACGUUGACGAGCCUCGGGCUGAGCGGGAGUAACAACGGGAGCACCUACUCGAAGCACAGGCGCCACCAUUGCAGUUGCAGCAGCCAGACGGACUUGAACUCGUUGGAGUUGGACAACGGGAGCCCGAGCCACUCGAUCUUGUCGUUGAAUUGUCACACGGCGACCUCGCCCCCCUCCUCCUACUCGUCGGUCAGCGAUUACACGGAAAAAUUCGUAGGCGGGGGUGGCAGGUCGUCCCCGAUCUCGGCGAACGGCGGCCAAAGGUCGGAGGACGAUCUGAGGGCUUACGUGAAGGAGAUGACGAAGGAGUUGGCGACCGAGAUCAAGUCGGAGAUACGAGAGGUGAUCUCGAAAGUGGACGACGCCCUGUCGGAGACGAACACGUCGGAGAACACGCCGCAGCAUCAUUCCCGAAACUUGAACGCGGUCGGGCAGCUCUCGGUCGAGGAGAAACAGACGAGGCACGAUUCGUUCACGGCGAGCGACAUCGCGGAAUACCUGAUGGAGUUCUCGAAGGAGAUGGCCAGCGAGGUGAAGUCCGAGAUCAGGUGCAUGGUGAACGCGGUGGACGGACUGCACAGACACUCCCCCGACGCGUCGGCAUCCGACGUGUCCUCGAACGGGUGCGGCUCUCCCGACAGAGGGAGGAUCGUCCAAGCGUCGGCGUCCGCGAGGAUAUCGGCCGCGAGGCGAAGCGGCCCGAUAGAGAUCUCCGGGAAGGUGGGCGAGUUGACCCAGCAGGAGAGCAAGAUGUCGAGCGAGUGCUCGUCCGACGAGACGGUGAUAUACGUGAUGAAGCCGGCCGAGGGCGAGCAGAUGGUGAGUCGAAGCAAGCGGUCGAAAACGGACGACGAGGAGGUGGUGCACGACCUGGACGACGACUUGAACGACGACGAUUCCCAAGAGCGCGGCGGUUUGGAGAUAGGCGACGCGAGAAAGGUCCUGCCGAAAAUUUAUUCCGCGGUGAACUCGGUCAGCUCUCAGGACAGCGGUAUCAAUCUGUCGUUUCACGAGAGCGACAAAUCCCUCGACUCGGUCGACUUGAAGCGCAGCAGCAGCGCCGAGUCGAAUUCCACCAACAGCUACGGCCGCAAGCCGAGGACGUCCUCGAUGACCGCGCUGCCCAACAAAUCGAACAGUUGCAAGCAGCAACAAGUCCGUCAGAACGACGACUUCUCCGAGGACGAGGAAUGCUCGGGCAACGACUUGAAGGAGGAGGAGGACGGGGGGGACCAAGGGAGCGGGACGUUCGAGUCGAAGGACGGGAAGGUGGAAGCGUGGCGACCUCAGUGGCAUUGCCCGCCGAAGAACAUCUGGAAGCCAGCCGUCGAGGCGAUGCAGGAGUUCGACAUGAUUCGGGACAACGACCGGGUGCUUGUUUGCUUGUCGACCAGUUGCAAAAGCUCCCUCUCCUUGUUGCACACGUUGCACCAAUACCGAUUCUACGUGAGGUCGAAGGGGGUGGACUUCGAGAUCGGCGCCGCGACCGUGGACGCGAACGGACCCAACCCCCUGGAACUGGCCAGCUAUCUCAAGAGUUUGAACGUCCCUUACUUCCGCGAGGAGCAAGUUGCGACGAGCGACGAGAGCAACGCCAACAGCGGCGUUAGUCGAGGGGUGGAGGGGGUGGACGCGAGCGGGGCGUGCAGCUUCUGCGAUCGGGCGACCAGGGCGCAGUUGUACGCGAUCGCCAAGCGACACAAUUACAACGUAUUGGCCGUGGGCCAACAUCUGGACGAUCUGACCGAGGGUUUCCUCGUCUCGGUGUUUCACGGAGGCAAGCUGAGAACCAUGAAAGCCCACUAUUACAUACGCCGCCAAGAUCUGAGGGUCGUGCGGCCGUUCGUUUACGUGCGGGAGAAGGCGUUGAGGCAAUUCGUCGAGAGCAAGAAGCUGCUGGUUUCACGGGGAAUCGGGUCGAGCGACCUUCCCGAGAAGCGGAAACAAAGCAAGGAGCUGAUACUCGGACAAGAGCGCGCUUACCCUCGCCUCUACUGGUCCCUGAGAACCGCUCUUCGGCCACUGAUCGACGCCCACGAGCAACAGAUCGACCUGGACCUGGUCUCGUCCGUGGUCAACACCCCGGGGAGCAGUUCGAGCGGAUCGAGCGGUUGCUGCAGCUUGGCCGUGAGCGGCGGCGGCGGGAACGGGCAAGGUGGCGCGAGCGGGCAGCAGAAGAGGCAGCAGCGAAGAGCGAAGGCGAACUCGAUCUCGUCGGUCGGGGCGCUCGUCCAGUGGCAGGCGGGGGAGCAGGACGAGAACGAGGAGGAGACCGACGAGGAGCCGGUCCUUUGAGGGAGACCCGUCGCGAGAUGGGAUUUCGAUCGUGAUUCGAUCUCAUCCUCGCAUCGCCGUCGAAAAUUACCGUCAUCGGCGUUCUCCGUGGUCAGGAGGAGGAGAAUGCGUUUCGCCACCGCCGCCGCGACCAAGAUUCAAAAUCCUGAGGGAGAAUGCUAAAGGGGGGAUGAAUCGAUGAAUCGUAUUUUCAACACCGUCGAAUACACGCGAGGAUGAAACGAGGACGAGAUACGUGUUACACGGCUCGAGAAACCAAGAGAAAUAAACCAAGAGUAUUCCAAUCUUCUUGGGCUUGAGGAUGUCUCGUUAGGUUGUUCUUCUUCCGCCGAAAACCAAACUUCGUUUCCCCGUUUAUUCGUAAACGGUCGACGCGUGCACCAGAGGUCCUCCAUAUUUGUCUAAUAAAAGGAUCGGACCUCUGAUCGGUGCGCGAUUUUCUCUAUCUCGGCACGAAGAUGCCCUUAAUCGGAUCGUUUCGCGUUUCGUUUUCAUUUAGCCUUGAGCGUUCUCCAGAGAGAGAGAGAGAGAGAGAGAGAGAGAGGAACGUCGAUGCACGAAAAUAGAGAUAUAUAUACAUAUAUAUAUAUAUACUACUCGUUCGACGCAACGGACGCAACGACGGAUCGGAUUUUUUUUUUUCUUCUUUUUCUUCUUCUUCUUCUUCUCACGAGUGGUUGUUCCGUCGAGAGUAUGAGAACGAGUCGUGGAACCGUCGUCGCGGUUCGUUCGAUAUCUAACGAUAUACAAUUGCUUCGUAAAAGCUACUUAAACAAAACGUUGUGCGCGGUUUAAAUGUUACUUACGUAAGGACACUUAUGUUAGCGUUUAAAAAAAAUAACCAACCAACAUGUUGAGACUUCGGUUGUACUUUACGAGUUCAGAGCACGCGGGACGCUGCGGUGUCUGGCCAGACACCGGACUCUUGUCGGAAUCGUGCAACGAAAUCUUUCGCGAUUUCGAGGGUGAAUUUUUUCGUGGGAGAUGAAUGGAUCCGAAUCCGAAGUGGAAAUACGGAUGAUUUAGGGAGGGGGGAAAAGUGGUUGAUUCGACGGGACUCGAGCCGCCUUUCAAGCAAAUUUCGAUUGGUGGACGAAGAACCGAAGAAACGAAGAGGGGAGAUGAAGUGACUACUUUGAGAAGCGCCAAAACCUCGACUGCUCAAGGGACCGCAAUUUUAGCGUAAACGAGAGGAGGACACUUGAUUUUUUAUAUUAUAAUUGUGAUUUGAUAAAACGAACGAGCCUCGUGUCUCGCGUCGGUGACGUAAUUAGGGUUAGUCGCUUAAGAAAUACCAAAAUUUUUGUAAAAUCGUGCCCCCGCGCUCACCCGUCGAGAACGAGCCUCAUCUUUUCGAGCAUUUUUCGAUGAAUUCGAACGUGAUUGUUCGCCUUGACGUCUUUCAAUUAGGGAGGGAGAGAGAGCGAGAGAGAAAGAAAGAGUGAGAAAGAGAGAGAGAGAACGAAAAGUAUUUAAAAACGACACGGAGAUAUUGUUUGUAUCGUUUCGAAUCGAUAGGACGUUCAUUUUUUUUGCGGUCAAUGAAAAUGUCGUCCUUGACGGUUCGACGAUUGCGCCAUUAAUUAAUUAAACUGCACGCGGUGGAAACCAAAAAAAAAAAAAAAAAGAAAAAAGAAAAUGAGAGCGAAUAGGGAAAACGCGCUUGUUCGACUUUUUGUAAAAAAAACAAAAACGCGCGAAAUCAAUCGACGAUGUAUUUAUCAACUCGAUCCGUUUUUUUCGGUUCACGCGAACGUUCCAUUAAACACACCAUGGAUGGAUUAAAAUCGAAGAGAACAGGAGAGAGAGAGAGAGAGAGAGAGAGAGAGAGAGAGAGAGAGAGAAAGAGAAAGGAUUUGAGGGGUGAAGGUUUUGACUAAUUCUCAACCGUAAUUGCAUGUAACUUCGAUAGCACGCACACAAAAUAUGCGCCUAGCCGCGUAAUAUUCGUAAAUAUAUACGUGUAAAUACAUAUUUGCUUCUCUGGCAGAGUAAACCGAAGACACAUGGUAUAUAUAUACAUAUAUAUACAUAUAUACAUAUACGAAUCAUUAUACGAAAGCUUUUUCCUCUUAACUGGUAAAUAUACGUACAUCUAUACAUAUAUAUCAUGUAUAUCGCCUUGUUCGAAAUCAUUGGCGAAAUCAUAUUUUUCGACUAUUGUAUAGCCCCUUUUUCGUCGAUGAACAAGAGAGAAAGAGAGAGAGAGAGAGAGAGAGAGAGAAAAGAAAGGCAAAAAAAAAAAAAGAAGAAGAAACGAUCGAGAGUCGAUCGAUGAAGAGAAUUACGAGAAUUUACGAGAUCGCGUGGUAUUUUCGAUUCUUCUGGACGUCGUGGUUGAACGAAUGCAUCAUUUUUUGGAUACGAUGUUCGCCAUGUCCAGCCAGAUUCGAGCAACAGGAAGGAUUAUACAGCCAUUGUAGAUUACACGUUCAAGACCAAAAAAAAAAAGAAAAAAGAAAAAAGCGAAACCAGUUGAAGCAGGAUGGUACUCGUGGAAGAGAUUCAUUCUAAAUGGAAUGGAAUGGAAAAUUGGACGAUGCGAUCGUCACGGCGGAUAUGGGCUAUUGGACGAUGAUCGAUAAUAAUCGAACAACAGAGAAUUUUCGGCUCGAUACUUAACGAACUCGUCUUCGAGCGUUUUCGUUUCGUUUAGGUUCAGGACAACAGUGUACGCUCGCUAUCGUUAGGAUUUUAUUCGAGGAAGCGUAAAGCUCCGUGCGUGUACGUAGACCGCAUGCAAGAAACACACGUUGCAACAUUGUAGGAUCCUCCCGGUACGGAAUCUCGCGUCGUAUCGAUAUUUCUUAAAAAAAUACGACCCGUUCGUUUCGACGGGGCGGACGUGUUCGACACAUGAGAAACACCAAUAACCAACGACAGGAACAACACACAUAUUAUACGGGAAGAGAGUGGCACGUGGAAAUAAAGAGUACGGAAAUCUCGAUCUAUAUGGAUUUUCGUGGAUAGAUAUUAUCAUAUUUUCCGAGAGUUACGAGAGGACGUUGUUACUGUAAAGAUAUGUAAGUUUAUUUAUCGCUAAUAAAAAUGAACGUUUAAGAAAAAUAA
This is a messenger RNA of Apis laboriosa (Himalayan honeybee), 8736 nucleotides long. RefSeq lists its product as uncharacterized. The coding region runs from base 769 to 5667 and encodes 1632 amino acids. The transcript is spliced from 8 exons. The record is from RefSeq and is a predicted model, not a curated record. Lineage: Eukaryota; Metazoa; Arthropoda; Insecta; Hymenoptera; Apidae.